GAGGAGAGAGACACAAACACUCCUGCACUUUUUUUUCUGUCUGUUUACUCUAAUUCUCUAAUGGCGGCAAUCAAACAAGAGGAACUACAAAACCCUAAUCCCCCAAAGCUUCAAAUUUAUCCCACUGCUUCUACUGGAAUUUCUCCUUUCUGGAAAGAAAAGUAUGAAAAAGAUGCAAAGAAGUAUUGGGAUGUUUUCUACAAGAGACAUCAAGAUAAAUUCUUUAAAGAUAGGCAUUAUUUAGAUAAAGAAUGGGGUCAUUAUUUCCAGGAAGAUUCAGAGACGAAAAACAUUUUAGAGAUUGGUUGUGGAGCUGGGAACACUAUAUUUCCAUUGGUUGCAACGUACCGGAAUAUCUUCGUCCACGCUUGUGAUUUUUCUCCUCGGGCUGUUGAUUUAGUGAAGUCACAUAAAGAGUUCACAAGUGACCGUGUUAAUGCGUUCGUUUGUGAUCUUACUGCGGAUGACAUUAGCAAGCAGAUGUCCCCGUCUUCGGUUGACAUUGUGACCCUGAUAUUUGUACUGUCUGCAGUUUCUCCUGAAAAGAUGACGAUGGUAUUGCAGAAUAUCAGAAAAAUUCUUAAGCCAAACGGUCUUGUACUGCUGCGGGAUUAUGCUGUUGGUGACCUUGCUCAGGAAAGAUUAAUUUGCAAAGAUCAGAUGAUCAGUGAGAAUUUCUAUGUCAGGGGAGACGGCACUCGUGCCUUUUACUUUUCGGAGGAGUUCUUGACGAGUUUGUUCAAUGCAAAUGGGUUUGAUACUGAAGAAAUUGAGGUGUGCUGCAAACAAGUGGAGAACCGGUCACGGGAAUUAGUAAUGAACCGGCGUUGGAUUCAGUCUGUGUUCCGUUUCACGGAUGGGGUAAAGUCUUCUCAUAUUUCAGGACCUGGAAAGAACUCGGAUCUCCUUGAUCAACAUGCUAAUGGGAGUGCCAUUAGUGGAAUGAUCAACUUGAAGGAACCUAAAGAAGAUAUCGAGAUUGACAUGUCUGAGAGCAUUGCUGUUGAAAUGUUCAGUAUUACACCAUCCAUAGAUGAUGCUAACCAUGAGAUCAUUAAGAUCGAGGUAGGAGAACACAGCUUUAGUCUAAAAGGACUUUCAAAAGAACACCAGCACACAUGCAAAUCAACAGGGUUGAUGCUAUGGGAGUCGGCUCAUCUAAUAUCAGCAGUUCUGGCUCAAAAUCCUUCUAUAGUUGAAGGGAAAAGGGUUCUUGAGUUGGGUAGUGGUUGCAUGGGAGUGUGCUCCAUGAUUGCUGCUAGGUAUGCAGAAUCAGUUUAUGCCACCGAUGGAGAUACGAUAGCAGUUGAAUUACUGAAACAAAAUGUGGUCUCAAACUUGAAUGAACAUACUCUUAACAAAGUACUUACGAAAAGAUUAGAGUGGGGUAAUCGUGACGAAAUAGAGGCAAUCAAGAAGACGAGUCCUUCAGGGUUCGAGGUCAUCAUUGGUACAGAUGUAACAUACGUCGCUGAAGCCAUCUCCCCCUUAUUUGAAACUGCUAGUGAGUUGAUUACUUCUUCGAAUGGAAAUACUGCAGCAGAAUUAAAACCAGCUUUGAUUCUCUGCCACAUUUUUCGACGAGUUGAUGAGGCUUCUAUAUUAUUGACUGCAUCAAAGUUUGGUUUCAAGCUCGUUGAUAGAUGGCCUGGAAGAUCGUCGGUGGAGCUAUCUCAAAACAUAGUAAGUUCUUGGUUUUCCAGUAGUAGUAGUUACGAUAGCGACCUCACCAGUUUACCUUUGCAUAUCUUAUACUUUCACCAUUGCAAGUAAAAGAAAAAUUGCCAUUGUUUUUAUCAUGUUCAUGUACGAUAUCAGAUUUAAGGUUGUGAUCACAUUGUUGAUGUUUAAACUUAACAAUGGGCUGUAUUCAUUUACAUCAAUCAUAAGUCUUGCUUUAAA
This is a messenger RNA of Papaver somniferum (opium poppy), 1902 nucleotides long. RefSeq lists its product as uncharacterized. The record is from RefSeq and is a predicted model, not a curated record. The coding region runs from base 61 to 1773 and encodes 570 amino acids. NCBI's taxonomy places the organism in Eukaryota, Viridiplantae, Streptophyta, Magnoliopsida, Ranunculales, Papaveraceae. The transcript has 11 exons.